GUCCUUAGCAACCACAAAGUCUGGGUCACACACAGGGAGAACAGAGACUCUAGUCCUUCUGGGACAAACUGCUAUGAGGAAGCUGAGGGAGAAAGCCCAGCGGCACAGUUAAGGCCUUAGCCAUGGCAUCUGUGUCCUUUCGAGAGCCAAUCUCUACUACAGUAGGAAAACGGAUGAUUGUUACAGGCCCGGAUUAUAUAAAGGAUCAUGUACCUAAAGUUCAUCAGCACACUUCCUAUAUAGGAGAAAAGCGCCCAGUAUUGGAAAAGACUGGAGAUCUCAGAUAUUUAUGGAGGCCUGCCUCAAAGAGAAGCUUACCAGCAAAAUAUAAAUAUGAGUAUGUUGGUGAAAUUGGUUGGGGAAUACCAAAGUAUGAUUUUAUCAGCAAAUCAAGGCUUCGGACUGGUUUUCACAUCAAGUAUGGAGAAAUAAGUCAAGCCACUAUUGAUAAAAUAAGCCACAGAUACCAAAAUCCAUGGCAACCGAAACCUUACAUUAUGGAUAUGCAAGGAAAAUACAGUCGUGGUUCUAUUGCCUGGCACAUGGGUGAUUAUGAGAACACCGACCAGAGGAAUUCCCAGGGAGCUGUCCUUGUCAGGCAGAGCACAGCAAUGUUGCCAAGAGCGUCCAGAUCACCUACGCUGCCCAAGCUGCCAGGAAAGGAGGAGGUUCCAAAGCAAAUACAAUGUGUGUAAAGCCUCCAACACAAUGUUUUACACCAGCCACCAACGAGUGGCUGCCACGACUAUACUUACCUGGGACGCCAGCACAUUUUCCAUUCCUAUGCUGUAAGAAUCCAAACCACACACAGAAAGCAGCCUCAAUAGAGUGAAUAGUGAUUCGAUGGAGUUGGGAGAGAUCUGUGGGAAAUCCUUCUCAUUGAAGACAUGUGGUUGAAAGUGGGGAUA
Molecule: messenger RNA, 908 nt
Organism: Canis lupus familiaris (dog)
Lineage: Eukaryota; Metazoa; Chordata; Mammalia; Carnivora; Canidae
Gene: SPMIP2
Product: chromosome 15 C4orf45 homolog
Exons: 5
Coding region: 123-695 (190 amino acids)
Source: RefSeq, a predicted model, not a curated record